Molecule: messenger RNA, 3038 nt
Organism: Aedes albopictus (Asian tiger mosquito)
Lineage: Eukaryota; Metazoa; Arthropoda; Insecta; Diptera; Culicidae
Exons: 3
Coding region: 633-1619 (328 amino acids)
Source: RefSeq, a predicted model, not a curated record
CUUUUCCAAUAGUUCUUCAAGCCCACAAAUUUGCUAACCCGACGUCUCCACUAGACAGAAAUGUCUUGCCAUUUUGCUGGACAGAUGUGUCAUGACAGAAAUGUUCUCUCGCUGUUUGCAUGGAAAACAGCGGUGUUGAUCAUUUCUGUUACGUUUUCUCUUUCUGGCAGCAAAAUGGCAAGACAUUUCUGUCUAGUGGAGACGUAGGGUAACCCUAUCUUUCCCACAUUUGUCAUAAUCAUUUCCCAACAUUGACGUUCGAGAAUCUUUCUGCAAGGUUUUCAAAAUGCAUGGACAAAAAAAACUGUGGUCUGGGGGGUCCCGGUUGGGUCGUAUGAAUAAAAAGUAGUAAUCUUAAGUUUACUACAAUUGUGGUAGUAAAUACUACUUGUGGAACAUGUUGGUAUGAAUAAAAGACACUUUACUACACUACAACUUUCGAACAUACUACAAACAGUUUAUUUGGUAUGAUUAAAAGUAGUGUUUACUACAGGUUUUGGCUUUACUACUUGUAGGUAGGUCUUGAUGUUGCUACUCUAGCGCACAGUGAGCAGUGGGUCGUAUGAAUAAAAAGUGGCGAACUUUACUACUUGUAGUAUCUACUCAGAAGUAAAGUCCACAGUGUUUACUACAUGUUUGGUAUGAAUAAACCAAAAUUCGAACAUGUAGUAAAUGCUACUUUCGAACUUAGAGUUUACUACAUGUGUGUAGCAGAGAUCUGUCAAAACAAAUCGUUUGUUGUUUUCGCGACUUCUGAUCUGCGCGGUGGUGAAAGUUUCGUCAGUUUCGCGAUGGAGGAUAAUUUUGAGGUGCUUCGGUCCCUGGAAAUCGGUUUAACCGAUGCCGACGAUCAUCAGACCCUUCAAGAGGACGAGGCGGACGAAACGGUCCAUGAUGUUCCGGGAAAAUCCAGUAACAUAAGCGAUUUGGAAUUCGUCACUGCGGUGAGCCGACUGGGAAGUGUUUUGCUCACCAAAAAUCAGACUCCCCAAAUGAAAAAGAAAAAAUCCGAUGCAGUCAAGGAGAUUGCGAUGCAUUUUUUGGUUGAGAAGGGACUGGAUUUGACCGAAAAACAAAUCAUCAAAAAGGUCAAUAACAUGAAAUCCAGGAUUAAGACUAAAACAGACAAGAAGGCCACUGGGAACAAAAAAAUCUCCUUGAAUCCUGGAGAGCAAAUAAUGUACAACCUCCUAGGUGCUGAAGACAACCCAGCGGUAACGAAAGUUAACUACGGGAUUUCAGUUGGAGCUGACAAAAAGGUCCUUCAUGAACACAACAGUAAUGCUUCGGAUGAAGAACUGCAUCCAGCUACGUCAACUUCCACAACAAAGAAGCUUCCUACGCCUCUCAUCUCUUCACCUCGAACCCUUGCUGCCCUAUCCAGUGCCGAGGACAUGCUAACUCCGCCUCCGCCGAAGAUCAAACGCCUCAAAACGAAUGGAACCAGGCCAGUCAAGUCCCGUCCGGAGCAAGAAAAUCUGUCAACAGCUCAACUACAUCGACUGGUUCUGGCCAAGCAGCUUGAAGCUCUGGAUCAACAAAUGCGUGUUAAUACAAAGCUGGAGACGGUGCUGGACAAAGCCGAAGAAAUUUUGAAUAAUUACAUAACUCCAAAAUAAAAUAUGUAUAUGAAAAAUAUUUUUCUGAAAAUAAAACGGGUAUUAUGCACAAUUAAAUCUAAAGGUUGGACGACUUUUUUACUGGAAAGUGUGCAGUAAUUCCAAUAAUGAGCAAAGCAGAUGUUUUCGAAUACCUCCGGGUCUCCUCUAGUAAAUACUAGAAUUUCUGGAAUUCCACCACAGGUUCUUUCUGGUAUUCCUCCAUCAAUUCCUUCUAUGAUUCCUCCAAGAUUUCUUUAUAAGUUUUAUCCAGGGAUUCCUUCCGGGAUUCUUCUUGGAAUUCCAGGAUUCCUCCAGAAAUUCCUUCUGAGAUUCCUCUAGUAAAUCCUCCAGAACUUCCUUCCGGGAUUCUUCCAGGAGUUCCUGCCGGCAUUCCUUCAAGAUUUCCGUGAUUCCUCCAAAAAUUCUUUGCAGGAGUUCCUUUGGCGAUUCCUUUUGAAAAUCCUCCCGGGAUUCCUCAAGGAGUUUCUUCCGGAAUUCGUACAGGAGUUUCUUCUGUGAUUCCUCCAGGAGUUCCCUCCGGGAAUCUUCCAGGAGUUCCUUAAGGGAUCCCUCCAAAUGAUCCUUCUGGGAUUUCUCCAGAAGAUUCUUCCGGGAUUCCUCCAGGAGUUCCUUCUGGGAUUCCUCUAGAAGUUCUUGCCAGGAUUCCACCAGAAGAUCCUUCCAGGAUUCUACCAGGAGUUCCUUCCAGCAUACAUCCAGAAGUUCCUUCUGGGAUUUCUUCAGAAGAUCCUUCCGGGAUUGUUCCAGGAGUUCUCUCUGCGAUUGCUUCAGAACUUUUUUUCCGGGAUUCCUCCAGGAGUUCCUUUUGGGAUUUAUCCAGGAGAUCCUUCCAGGAUUCUUCCAGGAGUUUCUUCUGUGAUUCCUCCAGGAGUUCCUUCCAUGAUUCCUCCAGGAGUUCCUUAAGGGAUUCCUCCAAAUGAUCCUUCUGGGAUUUCUCCAGAAGAUCCUUCCGGGAUUUCUGCAGUAGUUCUUUCCGGGAUUCUUACAAGAGUUCCUUCUAGCAUUCAUCCAGAAGUUCCUUCUGGGAUUCCUUCCGAGGAUCCUUCCGGGAUUGUUCCAAGAGUUCCCUCCGCGAUUGCUCCAGAACUUUUUUCCGGGAUUCCUCCAGCAGUUUCUUCCAGUAUUCCUUCAGAAGUUCCUUCCGUAAUUGCUCCAGAAGUUCCUUCCGGGAUUCCUCCAGGAGUUCUUGCGGGAUUCCUCCAGGAGUUCCUUCCGGGAUUCCUGCAGGAGUUCUUUUAAGGAUUUCUCCAGGAGUUCCUUCCGAGAUCCCUCCAAAUGUUCAUUCCGGGAUUCCUCAAGAAGUUCCUUCAGGGAUUCUGCCAGAAGUUCCUUCUGGGACUUCUUCAGAAGAUCCUUCCGGGAUUCCUCCAGCAGUUUCUUCCGGGAUUCCUUCAGGAGUUCCUUCCGUAAUUGCUC